GCCGAAGUUCAGGUCUUGGUGCCGCGGCGGCGCGCGGGGCUGUGGCCGGGCCGGGCUCCGUCCCCCGGGCAGGCGUCGCCCCGAGCGCGGAGAGGCAGCCGCCGGGCGCGGGGAGCCCCCGAGGGAGCUGCAGCGCUCCCCUCCCGGGGUCAGAGUUUGCAGGUUUUCAUACUUUGCCUGUGUAAAACCUGAACUUUCAGAAGAAAUUGCAGAACUUCCUGGAGUGACUGCAGAAGAAUUUAUUGGAGAACGUGUGUGUGUGUGUGUAUCUGUAUCCUGACAAUAUUCUGAACACUUGUGAUACCUUUUGUGAGGGAUGAAGGUGCUGUCAUGUCAUUCGUGGACAGUAAUCUUGGUAUCGAAGAAUUCUUGGAAGACAUCAAUUUGGGGCAAUAUAUCCCUAAUUUUAAAGACCAUGGAUAUAAUACUGUACCAGCUUGUGUAGGAAUAAAUAAUAAUGUGCUUCAGGGAAUUGGAAUAUUGCCUACUGGACACCGCAGAAGAAUUCUUAAGCAGUUAGAGACCAUAUUUUCAAAAAUGCAAGAGCAGGCUACUUUUUCAGAACAUCUGACAGGCAAAGCCAUGGAGGAAUUAGAGCAAAGCCAUUCAUUGCACUCUGACCAAGAUUCCAAAAUAUUCAAGUCAAAUUCAGAUGGGGUUGCAAGAGCUAGUCCAACAUCUCUGUCAUUGCCAGUAAUUUUUUCUAGUGAAAACUAUGUUGGCAAACUAAAGAGUGAAAUGCUUGAACAGGAAUCACUGGAAGCAAAACAUGAUAGUUUUUCAGAUUUGGAAUUUUCUAGUUCAUCAUGUCAUAAUUCAGAUUGCUCAGGAGAAGCUAUCAGUAUUGAAAGUAUUGAAAAGAGUGCAAAAUGGGAUGUGUCACAGGAAAUGGCAGAGGUGCUGCCAGGUUACUUACAUUUAGAAAGCUGUUCUGCAUGUGCUGAAGAUUCAUCUUCUCAGCCUUCAUUUGCUUUCUGGGAAACCAAAUCCAGUGAGAAUGAUACUUUGACAUUUACAGAAAUGAAAAAAAUAUCAAAACAACUGCCAGAUUCACCAUUCUUUGAGUUUAAAGGUGAAAUGAUAGACAAUGACUUGUAUGGUACAUGCACAGACAGCUGUACCAAAACAGUUCCAAGAAUGACAAGAUCUUUUGUGCUCCGACACCGACCUGUACCAAAAAUCCCAGGUUCUCCUAAAGGUACAGCUUCAGUCAGUUCCCUUAAGAAAAGAAGAAGUGUGGAUAUUUUAAAUGUUUCUUGUACUGGGGAUCAGGCUUCACAAACAAAAGUUGCCAGUGAAGAGAAGCCCUCGGUCAUCUCUCCAUAUGGGGAAACUUUUUUUUUCGGUAGCCUUGAAGAUUCCAAUGAAAUCUGUGGUGAUGAACUCUGGGCUGUGGAAGGAAAAAAGAAAGAGGAAAAAAUGAAUGAAGAAUAUUCUUCUCGUUAUAAUUCAUGUGUUUUUAGUAAUCCGAUGGGGAAGGUGUUUGAGGACCAUGUGAAAACUGAAUUAAAAUCUCAAGAAAACAAGUGUGUUGAAUCAGGAGAGCUUGUCAGAGAACCUGAAUAUUCAACUGUGGAUGAAUGUUCCCACUAUUUAAGAAAAAACAAUUGUAAAGCCAAAAAACAAAGUGGAAAUCAAACCCAGUCUGUGAAAGAACAAACUUAUUUUCGGCCGUUUGAUGAUGACCAACUUUUUGCUUCACAUGAACCAAUAACACCCUAUGCUUGUUUUUAUGGACCAUCGGUGAAGAAGAUAAAAGCAGGGUGGUUGGAUAAACUGUCUCCUCAGGGAAAACGUAUGUUUCAGAAGCGCUGGGUUAAGUUUGAUGGAGACACUAUUUCUUAUUACACUAACGAAAAGGAUGUGUAUUCGAAGGGGAUAAUCCUACUUUCAGCUAUAGCUUCAGUCAGAGUCCAUGGGGAAAAUAAAUUUGCAGUUGUCACAGCUAAUAGGACAUUUGUUUUCCGUGUGGAAAAGGAAGAUGAAAGGAAUGACUGGAUUAAUACAAUACUCAGUGCCUUAAAAUCACAUACUGAUACCUCUCAAGCUCGACCCACUGUUGCUCCUGAGAGAAGUGGAUACCUUGAAUUAAAGGGGUAUAAAGCGAAAAUCUUCACUCUUCUUCAGGGUAACAAUGUCUGGAUCUGUAAAAAUGAACAGGAUUUUAAGACUGGGUUUGGUAUUACUGUAAUCCCUCUGAAUGUGGCCAAUGUAAAACAGGUGGACCGGAGCACAAAGCAGUCUUUUGAAAUUAUCACUCCUUAUAAAAGCUUUAGCUUUACAGCGGAGUCUGAAAGAGAGAAACAAGAGUGGAUUGAAGCACUGCAGCAAUCAAUAGCAGAAACUCUCUCUGAUUAUGAAGUAGCUGAGAAGAUUUGGUUCAAUGAGUCAAAUAGGAGUUGUGCUGAUUGUAAAGCUCCGAAUCCAGACUGGGCAUCCAUCAAUCUCUGUGUUGUCAUUUGUAAGAAGUGUGCAGGGCAACACAGAUCUUUAGGACCAAGAAAUUCAAAGGUCCGGAGCCUAAAAAUGGAUGGCAGUAUUUGGAGCAAUGAACUUAUUGAGCUUUUUAUUGUCAUUGGAAAUAAAAGGGCUAACAGCUUUUGGGCAGGGAAUCUUCCUCCAGAUGAAGAGUUGCAUAUGGACUCCCCUAUAGAUAAAAGGAUAACAAUUAUUACACAAAAAUACAAAGAAGGAAAAUUCAGGAAAAUGUCUUUUGCAUACAGAACCAGAGAAGAAUUAAACAAGGCCCUGUGUGCUGCAGUAGUUAAACAAGACGUGUUGGAAACUCUGACAUUGUUAUUUAAUGGAGCUGAUGUUAUGUGCGCCACUGGAGAUCCUGUCUAUAGUACUCCUUACCUACUAGCCAAGAAAGCAGGACAAAGGUUGCAGAUGGAAUUCCUUUACCACAAUAGAUUUACAGAUUUCCCAAUCUAUGAUACUCAUUUUGAAAGUGGUUUCUCUGAAGAUUCUUCACAUUCUACCUUUCUUUGUGAAUUUUUAUAUAAACUUUCUUUUAAUACUGUCAAGCUGUUUACAGAGAAGAAAUUGAAAGAAGACUGCAAUAAAAGAUGGUGUACUUUGGAAAGUAGUUUCUUGAGUUACUAUGAAAACGAUAAGGCUACUACUCCUAAUGGUAUGAUAGACAUCAGUGAAGUUAUCUGUCUUGUAGUGCACAAUUCUGACUCAUUUUUAAAUACAGGGACCAACUUUACCUUUGAAAUCUAUUUAAUGUCAGAACGUGUUUUUCUGUUUGGAGCUGAAACUGCAUAUUCACAAAGAAAAUGGACCCAGGCAAUAGCCAAGAAUUUUGUUCCCAUUGUCGCUGGAAGUUUGUUAGAGAGAGAUUAUGAUCUCAUUGGUCAGUUAUAUUACAAAGAUUGCCAUAGCAUUGAUCAGUGGAGAAAAGGCUGGUUUGCUAUAGAAAAGUCAAGUCUGCAUUUUUGUCUGGAAAUGGAGAAUGCUCAGGAGGAUUCAAUAUAUCUGAGAAGACUACAAGAGCUAACAAUCAGCAGUGUGAUGCAAAAUGGAGAAAGAAUAGAUGUCUUGCUGCUUGUUGAAAAAGGAAGAACAUUAUACAUCCACGGUCAUACAAAGUUGGAUUUCACGGUCUGGCAUACUGCAAUUGAAAAAGCAGCAGGUACAGAUGGUAAUGCAUUACAAGAUCAGCAGCUCAGCAAAAAUGACGUUCCCAUUAUAGUGAACAGCUGUAUAGCAUUUGUUACACAGUAUGGUUUAGGUAGAAGGCACAUCUACCUAAAGGAUGGCAAUCCUUCCAGUGUGAGUGAACUGCUAGAGAGCUUCAAAAAAGAUGCAAGAAGUGUUAAAUUGAGGGCUGGAACACAUCAGCUGGAAGAUGUGACUGAUGUGCUAAAAAGUUUUCUGUCUAAAAUAGAUGAUGCGCUUCUCACUAAAGAGCUAUAUCCAUUCUGGAUCUCUGCACUAGAUACACAGAAUGAAAAGGAACGAAUAAGAAAGUAUGGAGCUUUUAUUCAGACGCUUCCACCAGUCAAUAGGGCUACUUUGGCAGCUUUAAUUGAACACCUGUACAGGGUGCAAAAAUGUUCAGAAAUUAAUCAUAUGAACCCUCACAAUCUAGCCACAGCAUUUUCAUCUUGCUUAUUUCAAACUAAAGGGCAGACUGGAGAAGAAGUCAAUGUAAUUGAAGAUCUGAUUAAAAAUUAUGUGCAAAUCUUUAAUAUAAAUGAAGACCAGAUCAAACAAAUGGAUAUAGAGAACAGCUUUAUUACCAAGUGGAAAGACACACAAGUUUCCCAGGCUGGAGAUUUGUUAAUUGAAGUUUAUGUGGAAAGAAAGGAGCCAGACCAAAGUAUUAUAAUAAGGGUAUCACCUUUGAUGGAGGCAGAAGAAUUAACUAAUGAUGUAGUAGGAAUAAAAAACAUCAUUCCCAACAAGGAUGAUAUCUGGGCUGUUUUUGAAGUGAUUGAAAAUGGAGAGCUAGAGCGCCCACUGCACUACACAGAGAAUGUGUUAGAACAAGUUCUUCACUGGAGUUCAUUACCUGAGCCUGGAACAGCAUAUCUAGUAAUAAAGAAGUUUCUAACAGCAGACACAAUAAAACUCUACAGUGGAGUCCUCCUGUAUAGCUGUUUGACCCUUUUUUCCAUGAACCUGAAUGAUCAAAAUACUCAGGAGAGUGAUGUAAAGGGAAGUGUGAAGGCAGGCUAUCUGAAGUACAAAGAAGAAUCGUCAAAGCUACUGUCUGGAAGUAAAUUUCAAGACCGUUAUUUUGUUUUACGAGAGAGAAAUCUACUUCUUUACAAGGAUAUGAAGAGUAACAAACCUGAAAAAGUGUUGUCUCUUAAUUCAGUGAAAGUCUAUCUUGGAGUGAAAAAGAAAAUGAAGCCACCAACAAAAUGGGGUCUUACAGUGUAUUCUGAAAAGCACCACUGGUGCCUGUGUUGUGAUGGACAGGAUGCACAAAUGGAGUGGCUUACCAGCAUGUUCAGUGCACAGCACAAUGAUAUAUGGCCACCAGCUGGAAAAGCAAGAAAACAGUCUAUGACUAAAAAUCCAAAGAUUGGAGGCUUACCUUUAAUUCCUAUUCAACAAGAGAAAAUUACUCCUAAAACCAGAGGAAGUGCAGAGGAUAUAAAAUUGGAAUCUGGAAAGCUAAAGCUCAAUAAGCAACAUGAAAAUGACUUAAUGGAAGAAAAAAAGAACCUAAAAGAAAAAGCAUCUAUAGUGGCACAGUGCCUGGAACGAAAAGAGGAGACAGUGCAAAAUCAUGCAAAGAAGCAUCGGAGCUUGAUCUUCGUUGAGGACACAGGUGCCAACAUAACUGACUUUCACCAAAAACAUUUUAAAGAGGCAAAGGCAGUGAAGAAAAAGAAGAGCAAAACAAACAAAUCUAAUUUGGAACCAGAUAACAAAUUACCAUCGGAUGUUAUUCAGGAACUAACUACAGUUCUGCAGAAAAACAAAGUCCUUCCGGAAGAAACCUACAUCUGAUUUUUCGAAGACUUGGAUUUCAAAAACCUGAUUAUUUCAUAUAACAAAUAGCUGUGUUUUUAUUUUUUAAGUUUGUGUACAACUUCUACAAUGUAGAGACUAUACAGUUGUUUAUACACAGAUCUUGCUUUAAUAAUGAUAAUUAUGUUGAUGAUGUGCGAUAUAAUAUAGAUUUAAAUUAAGAGCUUUUGAAAGUUUUGAAGUUAUAAAAUUCCAUGAAUGAAAUGUGCAAAUUUGAAGCUGCUGGAAUGUUUUUUUUCCAUUUACUUGAUAGAUGCUUUGAUUUCAUUCAUCAUUUUUAAGCGCAGCAUUUAAGUUAAGAGUAAUUAUUUUAAGCACUCUUAACUAUUGUGUAUGCUGUUUCUAGGCUGAGAAGUAAUAGACAAAAUUUAGUGGGGGAGGAGUGGAAGAAAGAGCGGCCAAAAUGCACUGUAUUAGCCAAGAACUUUAUUUUUUGUAGUUGUCUAACACUAGAUAAAAAUAAGUAACAUGCCAUCAAAUUUGAUGACACUGUAUGCAUUUUAGGUAUCUGUAAAAAUAUAAAGUAUAUUUGUUUACAUACACCUGGCAUCUGACACAGUCAUCUCAGUAAAACAAAACAACAAGAAAUCAAGGUUUUAGCUCUAGUACCUCUAAACUGUUUCUUUAUAAUACAUAUCAAAGUUGUUUGUUUACAAGUAAGGGAAGGGAAAAUUGUGGAAGAAAUAAAAACAAAAGGAGACAAAUGAUAAUUUUUCAUGCAGACUCACCUUGACUUCUGUAUAUGUUUAUGGUAUCUUCUUUCUGCUCAGCAGACUGAAAUAAAUGGAAAGGAAACUUUCUAGGUGAUGGGUUGAUUAUUCAAUUAGGAGCAUGAGGGUGCAACCUUUCAUCUCUAAAGUCACUCUUUUGGAUGUGGCUACUUUUGCAAGUGACACGGGUUGUUACCUGAUGGCUGUUCUAUAAUCAAAAGCAAAACAAAUUUCCUAAUGGACAGAUGGUCCUGUCACAAAAACACCCAUAAAAUUGCCACUAAUUCAUCCAUCACAGAGUAACCAAAAAAUUAAAUAAGCAUGGAAAAUAACCUCUCCUUUCACCUUUUAGAGGUGGGUCCUACCAAAUCAAGGUUGAACAAUACACUGAUUUAGAGGCACUUUAAAAGCUUAAAAUGCUUCAAUCUCCUCUGUAGCCUAUUCAGAGGCUAAAGAGCGGCUUUGUUUUCCUAGAUUAUCUAUCUUGCAUCUUUUAUGAGCACUGAACCCAUUAAUACUGGAGGGACAUCAAAAUAGAUAGCAUGAAAUAGUGAAACAUUUAAAUUGAAAAAUUAAUUUCUGUAUUUUUCUCCCCCAUUUUUUAAACCAUUACAAUAUUUUGUGAUAAUAUAAAUCUGCAUGCUGCCUUUUACUGAUGUUAAUGGAUGCCACAACAACUGCUGUGAUAUCAGUUACUUCUUAUGGUGCUUAGCACUGCACAAAUUAUUUUGGAGAAAAUUGUCAUCUGUACUAAAGGUCCUUGGUAAUCUGCAUAUUCUGCAAAGAGAUAUUGAAUAAUUACAAUAUUUAUUGUGGUUUUAUUUUUAAUAGUGUUAUGGAAUAUAGUGAAGACUUCUUCUCUUGCUCACUUUGCACUAAAGCACCAUCUGACCCAUUCUUCAAUCGAAAGCAAGUUUACACACACUUAUUUUCCCAGUGCACUGUUGGUGGUAGUGUUAGCACCAAUUCAGGUCUUCUCAGUUAUUAAGGAAUGUAAUUAAAAAGCUUUUUAACAUGAACUGAAGUCUUGUUGACUACAACCAUUGCUUAAUGCUACUAAGAACAUUCUUAAAUGCUUUUCUGGAUCAGGGCUUAUAUAUCUUCUGUUCCAGGGAAGAUAUUCAAGUGUUCACUUUAUCUGUCUGAGGCUAUUCCUGAAUUCACAGUUUACAAUAAUUCAUUUACUCUCAGAUUAUUUUUUGGUGUGUAAAUGAUGCACUAAUUGCAGCCCAUCUUGUAUUACAUCACUAAGGCUGAGAGUCACCGCAAUGCAGAAUGUCUCCUAUACCAUGAAUGGAAUUAAAAGAAUAAUAUAAGGUGCACUGGGAUGAGUGACCCAAAUAAGAGAAUAACUUUUCCCAUUUUAACUUAACUAAAUACUUCAAGAAAGUCCUACCUUAUUUAGAAAGGAGUUUGCAGGUGGUAUGGUAUAUGUACAAUUGCUGUAAAGGAUACUAAAAUUAAAGUGUAACAUUGUUUACAUGGAGGGAAAUAAAAGCUGAACAUUUACUCCUCAAUUGUAGUUAAAUUAAUGUUGCUUAUGACUCUGGAAUCAUCUUCUACUAUUUUCUACAUACAUUCACAUAUGUACAUGAUUUGAAUGCCAAAAUUAUUUAACUUAAAUAUAUGUUCUGUAAUUAAUGUUAACUCACUUAAAAUGCAUUACCUUUGAAUGUCUUUGUACUCGGACUAUUAUCACAUAUUCCAUCUGUUUUGCACUACGUGUUUGAGGCUCAUAAGAACUGAAGACUGUGUAAAAAUAUCCGAAUGGCUGCUGAUUUUUUGUUGUUUAUAAAAUGUGCUGAAAUAAUAAGGGAAUUGUAAUUUCUGUUGAAUAAAUAGUGUUUGUCUAA
Molecule: messenger RNA, 8053 nt
Organism: Alligator mississippiensis (American alligator)
Lineage: Eukaryota; Metazoa; Chordata; Crocodylia; Alligatoridae
Gene: ARAP2
Product: ArfGAP with RhoGAP domain, ankyrin repeat and PH domain 2
Exons: 34
Coding region: 331-5469 (1712 amino acids)
Biological process (GO): positive regulation of GTPase activity; signal transduction
Molecular function (GO): phosphatidylinositol-3,4,5-trisphosphate binding; GTPase activator activity; protein binding
Source: RefSeq, a predicted model, not a curated record